Molecule: messenger RNA, 2477 nt
Organism: Wasmannia auropunctata (little fire ant)
Lineage: Eukaryota; Metazoa; Arthropoda; Insecta; Hymenoptera; Formicidae
Gene: Rint1
Product: RAD50-interacting protein 1
Exons: 13
Coding region: 144-2423 (759 amino acids)
Biological process (GO): regulation of ER to Golgi vesicle-mediated transport; endoplasmic reticulum to Golgi vesicle-mediated transport; retrograde vesicle-mediated transport, Golgi to endoplasmic reticulum
Cellular component (GO): Dsl1/NZR complex
Source: RefSeq, a predicted model, not a curated record
UUUAGCGCGUAGGUGUACAUACGUCACUUGUGACGUCAUAGCUUGUUCGUUUGGCUUCAUGAUUUCGAGCCAAUUGUCAUUUGCCAAUGCUCCUUUCUAUUCAUUGGUGAACAAGAAGGAUAACAUGAUACACAGGAGCACUGAUGGGCACCUCGAGUGAUGUUUCCGAACGCAGCCUUAGAUUAUGCUUUAGAAAUAUCAUAAUGGAUCUAAAACAAAAAAUUAUACAUAAGUUUAACGAGCACUUGGGAUCGAAUUUAAAAAAUCUUGAAGGAAUUUACGAUUUUCAAGAGCAUCUCAAAGCAGAGAAGGAUGAGAUUGAAAAAUCAUUAUCAAUGGCAUCAACCACUGCUCCUUCCAAGGUAAAAGCAGUGGUUGAACAUGUGGAACGUGUCAAUUGUGAAGUUGAACAGUUGCAGGAAACCUGUUUGAACCUCAGCAAGAUGAUCGAGGAAACGUUUAGCGAAAAUGACAAAAAUUUAGAGCUGCAAGAAGUCAUCGAUAAGAUAGGUCAGCUGGACAAGUCAUUAUCCUAUCUACACUUCAUAAGACAUAUAGAAAAUAUUAGCGAUGAAAUAGAGGCAUUCCUGUUAUCUGGCGAUGAUCAGUCUAUGAUAACUCUUUAUACAAGCUUGACAAACAUCAGUUGCCAAUUACAAAUGUCUACAUGUCAUCAUCUGGUCAAUUUUGUUCAUGAGACUUUACACUUUUGGCACAAUCUAAUCAAGGAAAAAUUAUCGAAGGAGUACAAUGAUUUAUUAAAGACCCUAAAAUGGCCUUUCUGUGGAACCAAUGCCGCUUCAUUCAACACACCUUUGCCAGAGACAAUGACAAGAUUUAAGAUACUCAUUGAACAUCUCUUUCAUUUGCAACUACCAGAAGAAACGAUAAAACCUGUGGUAACAUCUGUGCUGUUAACAGACUUUGCACCAGUUAGUUUACCAAUCGCCUUCUUAGUACGUCCUCUUCGGCAGAGAUUCAUUUAUCAUUUCACAGGAGCUAAAUUAACGAAUCGUCAAGAUAAGCCAGAAUGGUUUUUUACACAGAUAUUAACAUGGAUUAAAGACCAUGUUCAAUGGGUGCAUAAGAACAUUCAACCUGUAGCGGAUUCUGUAGGUUACGGAUACUUAGAUAUAAAGGCUGAAUUUAUGCGCGCUCUAGUUCAGUUAGCUGUUGAAAAACUUCAUUCCGAAUUGCCCAUAGUGCAAUACGAUGACACUCUAUUUGCGCAUUUGGUAGACGAAGCUUUGGGAUUUGAGAGAGAGCUACGGGAAACUCUAUUGUAUCCUCAAACUCAACCGGCUACUAUUUUCGUUCUCACGCAAGCUUAUAUUUUUGUAAAAUGGAUAAACAUGGAGAAAAAAUGUAUAUAUUUGUCCUGUUUAGACGCAACUGAAAAAAUGGAUGCAAUAUUAAGCUCGAGUACAGCGUGGGAAAGAUUGACGAGUCCUGAUGUAGAUGACAUGAAAGUUACUGAAUGCGCUGACGCCUUCCUAACGCUCCUUACCACAAUUUCUGAUAGAUAUAAACAUUUACCUCAGCCUGGACACAGAUUACAGUUUCUCGAGCUGCAAUUGGAAUUAAUUGAUGAUUGGCGGGUACGGUUGUUACAACUGUUACAUGAAAAUUAUGAAGAUCCAUUAACAUCGCUUAUGCCAUAUAUUCUCAAUACACUACAUUAUGUUGCGACCGUUUUGGAAGAAUGGGGCGUGACUGUUCACUUCUUGCAGCUGCAUUUCUUCAAAAAGCAAUUUGAAGCUGUGGAAAAUGCUACUGACAAAGGCAACGACGUUAGCGAGAAUAUUGGAGAAAUAGAGGGAACUGUAUUUGACGAAGCUGUGGUUCUCUUACGACGAUUAGAAAAGGAAUUGAUAAAUGAAAUAAGCGAGUCAGUGGCUUUAGAUGUAAAAGCAAAAAGUAGAGCUUACAGAACGGAUAAAUGGUUUGCGAUGCAGUCUUCAAAAGAAGUUGCUUCAUUAUCAGUGACCCCGAGUGGUUGUCCCAUGUUCCAAGAACUAACUACGCGUCUUCACAUAUUGCAUAAUGUUCUUGCCUUGCCGUUAUUUAAUCAAGCUUUGAAGAAUUUGGCUGCUCAAUUUGAUCAAUUUCUCUUUGAAGAAGUUGUACUAGUAAAUCAUUUUAAUAGCGGUGGUGCCGAACAAUUACAAUACGAUAUUCUGAGAAAUCUAUUUCCAUUAUUUGGUCUGUAUAUUAAUAAACCAGAAUCAUACUUUCCAUUAAUCAAGGAAGCGUGUAUACUUUUAAAUAUCUUAAUGGGUUCAGCAAUAUUGCUUGAAGAAGCGCUAAAUAAUAAUGACAAAAAUGCAUCGGCAGAGAUUUUAGCGGAUGUCGGAGUGCACAAAAUGUCUGCUAAACUUGCUCUAAAAGUAAUAGCAAUGAGAACAGACGUUAUCCAUGUAUAGAAAAUCUUUCACUUGAAUAUAUCGUGUAAAAAUAAAAUUUAUUAUAAUAGAUUA